This is a messenger RNA of Paramecium octaurelia, 668 nucleotides long. The record is from the annotation of a GenBank genome assembly. Lineage: Eukaryota; Ciliophora; Oligohymenophorea; Peniculida; Parameciidae.
AUUUGAUUCUCUCCGCUCCAGACGAAUGUAAGUCUUUACAAUAGUAGGGCAUUUUCAUUGCACAAGCAACGAUUAGCCAGCAUCAAGGGAUACGAGAAUAAGCAGAUUUCCAGUGUCGUGGCCAAAGUUGAGAGAAUGAGAUCUGAAUCCAUUAACAGACGUAAGUAGGUCGAACAAUAACAGCUCGGAGAAGAAAAUCAACGGAUAAAGUAAUUAGGUCUUCCCUAACUUUAGAAUUAAGUUGAUCGAAAUAGCAAAUGAAAAGAAGGCAUUAUCUUAACAGGUCAAAUUAUGCUAGGCCAAAAAGAAGUUAUAACAAUUAAUUAGACAUUAAUAGAAUAUGAUGGAGAACCUUAUUUUGAUGAAGAAGAUCACCAACGUGUAUUUAUUUCAGCUCAUCUAGAACCUCAUCCAUCACUCAUCGAGUCUAAUAAUAGGAUUUCCAUCUCAGUAAAUUCAAGCAGCUUGACAGGUACCUCCAAGAUGAUGACAAGACUUUUCUUAAGUAAAAUAUUUCUCCAUUUAUUCACCAAAGGCCUUCACUCAUACAGAGUCCCAACCAAUCUUAAUAAAAUUCAUAACACACCUAAAAUACAAAAACUCUGGAUGCCACUCACAUCAAGUUGUCAGAAUUAAGAGUUUAUUCAAAUGGAUAAUUACUUCAAUGA